CGCGGCUGCUAUCCACAUGCAAACCACGGGACGACGCGGCCUUACAGCUUUGUUGUCUUGCAAGGAGCAUACAGCUGCUGGUUCUCUAGAACAAUCGGCACUUGCAUCGCCUCUCCCUCGCGACGCCUUCAUGUCUACUCGCAUCUCCUACACACCGUUAUAACACUCGCUCUCUUCCCGAGCCGGCCUCAUGUUCAAGACACAGGUGCUGCGGAGGAACUUCUCUCUCUUCAAUAGAGUCCCGCACUCGCGCAUAGUACGGUCAGCAGCACGCGACGGCCAUGAGUCAGUCAUAAUACACCGGGUCCACCUACGAAAGCCUUUCUUCAGCAAAUCACGGCUAGUCGGCGCAGUUGCCAUCGCAGGAGCAACAUACGGCCUCGGACGAUACAUCGGCCUAGAAGUCGAGAUAGAGGAAGUCCAGGAGGAGCAGCAGCCGCCAACACGCUCGACUGGUCAAAUUCACAAUGAAGACGAGAACUCUGAGCCAGGCCAAGAGGUAGAUGAAGAAGAAGACGAGGACUACGAGGACGAUGCACUUCUCUUUCUACCCACAGGCUUCUCGCGACCGAGACCAAAGACGUUCUAUAGAGGCUCAGAUCCAGAGUGGCAGGAGUUCAAGAAGCUGGCCACCGAUCGGCCAAGAGUCGAAAAGAUACGCGGAGAGCUGGCAACCUUGAUUCGCGAUCUCGCCGCAAAAAACCCUCAAUACGUCGCUCGGCUUGGUAAGAUUGAUACCUCCAAAGGAAAGCUGUGGAUCGAGUUCAAGUUCCCAGAUGGUCCGCCAGUUGAGUACGAACGCCCAGGGUUCGAGUUGACGGAAGACCUGGAAUGGCGGAAGGCAACUCGACCAGUCGAGGAUAUCCACCAUCAACGCUUGAACAAGGUUCUGUUUCCCACAGAGGUUGCGAACGCGCUAUACCAAGACACAAAGAGGAAGGUAGAGAUCUCUUGGAGAGACUUCAGAGCCUAUCUGGGGUGGGAACAAAAGUCUGAGCCUGAUACUGUCCAACAGCUGGUUCAGCGGAUUGGUGCUAGUCCCCCAUCGCCUUCUAGUCGUACAGUAUCCACGAGUACCGCGAGUCCAAACCCUCUGCCCACCUCUCCAGUGAACGAAACCCAGCAACCAACAACCUCCCCCUCGGCGGCGCCCGCAGAUGGCCUUGCGAAGGACCUGGGCUUUGUCCUACCGGAUCCAAAGAAGCUUACACUGGACCUAUCCCAAUUCCGCCAGGAUUUUCGCAAAGCAUUCAAACCCUAUCAAAUGCAGUCGCCACGUGGCACGCUCUUAGUUCUGGGCUUGAUUGAAGUGUAUGGAGACAGAGCACGUAUGACACUCAACGUCACUGCGGCUUAUGAUCCCAAGCAGGGGCGAUACGUUAGCUUAAAAGCAGGUGUGUGGAAUCUUGUAGAACAUCGCCAAGCCCCGAGAGGAGGGCCUUAGAGUAGUCCCUGUGGCUCGAUGCAUUACCGGCGCAAAGGAAUUGAGCAUUUUAUAGCAGCAUGGGUGGCGUUCAUGGAUAUGAAGGUUAGGUCUCUGUCCUUCGAGCGGCAUUAUUGGAGUUAUUCCCAGGCGAGGCGGCUAUAUGGUAUGUUGGCGAGGCCACAAUGGACAAGGCACCCGCUAAACAUGAAUAUAACACAUUCAUCCUCGGGUUCAUAGGUCAAGCCGAAGGAUAUCCCUAUAUAUAUGUCUAUCAUAUCGUUUCUGCCGCUGUUCGUAUUCUUUUGUCACAAACCAACUCAAGCCAUUAAUAGACGGCGCAUG
Messenger RNA from Cucurbitaria berberidis CBS 394.84, 1768 nucleotides. RefSeq lists its product as uncharacterized. NCBI's taxonomy places the organism in Eukaryota, Fungi, Ascomycota, Dothideomycetes, Pleosporales, Cucurbitariaceae. The coding region runs from base 191 to 1444 and encodes 417 amino acids. The transcript has 3 exons. The record is from RefSeq and is a predicted model, not a curated record.